Thermothielavioides terrestris NRRL 8126 is the source of this 450-nucleotide messenger RNA. RefSeq lists its product as uncharacterized. The record is from RefSeq and is a predicted model, not a curated record. The coding region runs from base 1 to 450 and encodes 149 amino acids. The transcript has 4 exons. Lineage: Eukaryota; Fungi; Ascomycota; Sordariomycetes; Sordariales; Chaetomiaceae.
AUGGGCGAUCCGCAAUGGACGGAGCAUGUACCCCAGCAUUACAUGGCCGUCAGCAGGAAACCAGCCGAUGAACACGGAGUUGCAGACCGGCGGCGUCCAAACCCCGAGCUUCACGCCUCGGACGUUCUUCAAAUUCGAUGUCUGAAGGAGACGGAACUCGCAUGCCAUGCACGAGUUCUUCAAACCCCAAUUGCCGUCUUCCGCCGCCUUGCCCUCAGCGCACAAAACUCAGCUACGGACCUUGAUGGACGGAUGGAGGACCGGAUGUUCGCUCUGACGAGUAUCUGCUCCCGGGCUGGCUCAUCAUCCCUGCUCGCAACGCUCUCGGACGUGCAACACCCGCUCGCGCUGGCUUUGCAAAGGAACACAGCCGGUCCGCUCGAUAGGCGGGAUUUCGCGGUCAGUAGGAAAGCAGAAGCCUUUGGCAUUCCCCGAAAGGCGGGCUUUUGA